AUGUCUUUUGUUUUCUGAAGCAUGACAUACAUACUUUUGAAUUAACAAGUUUCGAACUGUCCUAAAAAGUCUGACAGUCAAUACCAAAAAUGCUACAUGUGCUCAAGGCCGCAGAAAGUAAAAUUUGUGGGAGAUGCAUUCAAAAGUUACUUCAUACCAGAUUGAAUUGCCAAAAUAAGAUUCCCCUUUUUCAAGCUAAAAUCCUUGCAAGAAAAAUUACCAAUGGACAUUCAUGUUGGACAAAAACCAGCUCUCAUUUAUUAGCAAAAAAACCUGAAAAAGAAAAGAAAGACAAUGGAGCAGAGUUGGAAGAACUAUUUAAAACAGUCUCAAAAGUUGUAGAGGAUUCUGUAAAGUCUGGAAAGAAAUUGAGUCUAAAAGAUCUUUGGACGAAGGUGAAGGAAAUGGAUGCGCAAUUACAGAAUGAAUCGAAACGUCAAAAUAUGACCAAAAAACAAGAAAGUAGUGGUGGUGGUCGUCAAAAUAAUGAAAAACAACAAAAAGGUUCUGGUAAAAAGGAAAAAUCUGAUUCAUCAAAAAGCUUUCUUCAAGAGUUGAUGGAAAAUCCAGAAAACAAUAAGAAUAUGGCAGUAAUCCUUGGGUUGAUUGUAGCUAUCGGUAUUGUCUAUGCAGUCAACACAUACAAUGCUAAUUACAGACAAGUAUCGUGGAAUGAAUUUGUAAAUAACUAUCUUUCUACAAAUGCUGUUGACAGAUUGAUUGUUGUUGGAGAGCACCAUGCAUAUGUGCACUUGAAAACUACAUCUGGGCUACAGUCACAACUGUAUUUUUAUGUCGGUUCCCCGGAUUCUCUUGAAAGAAAUAUGGAACGAGUGCAAGAUGGUCUUGAGAUUCCACCUUCUCAAAGAGUAUAUAUUGAAUAUAAACAAGAAAACUUUUUUGUUCGGAAUUUACCUGGACCCAUAACUAUGCUUAUCGCGGGUUGGAUUCUUUUUUCACUUUUUCAAGGAUCGAGAAUGAUGAGAUCAAUGGGUGGAAGCUCAGCUGGUCGUCCAAAAGAAAAGGGUGGAUUUGGUGGAUUCGGCAAUCCAUUUCAGAUGCUUCAGUCAACAGCCAGAGUUGUUGAAAAAGAAAAAAUGACAGUUUCAUUCAAAGACGUAGCUGGGUGUGAAGAAGCAAAAAUAGAAAUUAUGGAAUUUGUGAAUUUUUUAAAAAAUCCACAUAAAUAUGAACAGUUGGGAGCAAAGAUUCCAAAGGGUGCAAUUUUAUCUGGUCCACCUGGAACAGGUAAAACUCUGCUUGCCAAAGCGACAGCGGGUGAGGCUGAUGUCCCAUUCAUUAGUGUGAGCGGAUCGGAAUUCUUAGAAAUGUUUGUUGGAGUGGGAGCCUCCAGGGUGCGUGACAUGUUUUCAAAUGCUCGGCAGAAUGCUCCUUGUAUACUUUUUAUCGAUGAAAUAGACGCUAUUGGACGAAAAAGAUCUGGCGGAAAGUUUGGACAAAAUAGCGAGUCAGAUCAAACUUUGAAUCAGAUCUUGGUGGAAAUGGACGGAUUCAAUACUAUCGGAGCCAACGUAAUUGUUCUUGCUGGCACGAAUCGAGCAGAUGUUCUAGAUCCUGCACUUCUACGACCUGGAAGAUUUGACAGAAAUAUUUAUGUCGGAUUACCAGACAUUAAAGGACGAGCAUCCAUAUUUAAAGUUCAUUUGCAACCGAUUAAAACAGAUUUAGACAAGGAACCUCUUGCAAGAAAAAUGGCCGCGAGGACGUCCGGAUUUUCAGGUGCUGAUAUUGCUAACAUGUGCAAUGAAGCAGCACUUAUAGCAGCGAGAGAUGGAGGCACUGUGGUUGAGGAAAAACAUUUUGGUGCGGCUAUUGAAAGAGUUAUAGGAGGUAUCGAAAAAAAGACGAGGGUACUACAGAAAGAUGAGAAAAAAACUGUUGCAUAUCACGAAGCAGGUCACGCUGUUGUUGGUUGGUUUUUAGAGCAUGCAGAUCCACUUUUAAAAGUUUCAAUAGUACCUCGUGGCAAAGGUCUCGGUUAUGCAAUGUAUCAACCAAAAGAACAGUAUUUAAUGUCAACACAACAGAUGAUGGAUAGGAUGUGCAUGAUGUUGGGCGGGAGAUGUUCAGAACAAACAUUUUUCAAUGAAAUUACGUCCGGUGCUCAAGACGAUCUUCAAAAAGUUACAAGACUAGCAUAUGGCCAGGUCACACAAUUUGGAAUGAGCGAAAAAGUUGGACAAGUUUCAUUUGAUAUGCAAGAAGGUCACAUACAAAAGCCAUUCAGUGAAGCUACAGCACAAUUAAUAGAUGAGGAAGUUCGAGAUAUUGUUACAAAAGCUUAUGAACGAACAUUGAGUAUCAUUAAGGACAAACGACAAGAGGUGGAAAAGUUGGCUCUGAGGUUAUUGGAAAAAGAGCAUUUGGAGCGAGAAGACAUGAUUGAACUAAUAGGAGAACGACCCUUCAAAGAACAAUUUUCAUACGAGGACUUUGUUGCCGGUACUGGUAGUUUUGAAGAAGAUACAACAUUACCAAAAGGACUUGAAGGCUGGAAUGAAUCAGCAGAUAAAAAUGAUGAAACUGAAGAUUCGGAUAAAGUGAAAACAUCAACGAGUAUAUGAACUGUGAUAAGAUAUUGUCCUGAAUAAUACCUAAAUCAAAAAAAAUAGAUUUAUUAGCAUUUUCUAUCUGAUAUCUGGCAGUGUGAGCACAUAAACUACGGGCUUCAUGUGGCUUGAAAUCAUAUGAAGUUGUCAGUGUGAACAAUGUUAUUAUAUAGUCAUUCUUGCUCUCUUCCAUUCUAAUAUAAGACAUCGUGGAUCCAGUACCUCUGGUGUAAAUGGUUUUAUAAAAUCCAAUUUAUGUUCCACAUUG
Messenger RNA from Styela clava, 2838 nucleotides. Lineage: Eukaryota; Metazoa; Chordata; Ascidiacea; Stolidobranchia; Styelidae. The record is from RefSeq and is a predicted model, not a curated record.